ACCUCAAUAAUUUUUCUCAAAGCCUUUUGCUGUGAUGACACAAUGCAUGACGAAAUGUGUGUAUACACAUAUUCAUCAUGCAUGUCCUACCAUGCACGUUAGUAGCCAACCAUAGUUUUUAUUUCACAACUACUCCUGUAUUCCUCAAAUAAUACUAUUCAUCAUUCAUGUUUGAAUUACUCGAUAAAUCUAUUUCAACCACUUGACAAUUAGCAGUCAGAUUAAUAAGCCUCUACAAUUCUGUCAAUAUCUUAUUUCUUAUGUCACAUUAGGGAAAGUGUUUGUGGUGGGGAGUGAAGUGAUUUAGUGUUGGGAAAAAUUUACAUUUUGUGAUCGGAAAAAUAAUGAUUCUAAUCUAUUUAAUCAACAUAUAUUUCCAGAGCUAUAAAUUUAAGAGUUUGUAUGUUGACUUAGCAAUCAAAUGCUUGUUCCCAAACUCUGCUCUCAUUUGAUCAUAGUUCCACAGUUUGUGUAUGAACAGUGAUGUGAUGUGGAUAUAUUUGCAGAUGGCGAUAGUUGCAGUAGAUAGCAGCCAAGAACCAGCGCCAGAGUUCAGCACUGCUUUCGCUCCAACCGAUAAUGACUUCAGCCAACAACAUUAUUUAAUCCCUGGCUACAAUCUAAUAUUCAUCAAAGAAGAAGAUUCCCAAGAUGUAGAAGACAUUUCAGAAGAAGUUGACUUUGGCACAGUGAAGAGUGAAGCAGAGAUGUGGCCUUCUAUCAGCGGCACUGACAAUGCAACAGAAGUGGGUGGAGUGGAUGCACAUCCUAUCUCUCCAGUUGAGGAGUGCACUGAGCCACCUGUGGCUGGCGAAGAGACCAAGCUCUACAGCUGUGAUGACAGCAGCUAUGAAACUCCAUCGAUUACUGCUUUGAAAAGACACAUUAGAAGACACACUAAGGAAAAGCCUUUUAGUUGUGAGAUCUGUGACUAUAAAUGUGCUACUUCAGACUAUAUGAAAAUACAUAUCAGAACACAUACAGUUGAAAAACCAUUCAGUUGCGAAUUUUGUCACUACAAAUGUGCUAAUUCAAACCAUUUGAAAGUACAUAUCAGAUCACAUACAGGUGAAAAACCAUUCAGUUGUAAAUUAUGUGACUACAAAUGUGCUAUUUCAGCCAAUUUGAAAGUUCAUAUCAGAACACAUUCAGGUGUAAAACCAUUUAGUUGCAAAUUUUGUGACUACAAAUGUGCUAUUUCUGCCACUUUGAAAGCUCAUAUCAGAACACAUACAGGUGAGAAACCAUACAAUUGUGACCUUUGUAACUUUAAAUGUGCUACUUCAAGACAAUUGAAGAGGCAUAUCAGAACACACACUGGUGAAAAACCAUUUAGUUGCGAAUUUUGUGACUACAAAUGUUCAUAUUCAGACUAUUUGAAAGAACAUAUCAGAACACAUACAGGUGAGAAACCAUUCAGUUGUGACCUUUGUAACUUCAAAUGUACCACUUCAAGCUAUUUGAAAAUACAUAUCAGAUCACAUACAGGUGAAAAACCAUUUUGUUGUAAAUUAUGUGACUAUAAAUGUGCAAAUUCAGGUACUUUGAAGGCACAUAAUAUUAGAAAACAUUCAGGUGAAAAACCAUUUAGUUGUAACUUUUGUGACUACAAAUGUGCUACUUCAGACUAUAUGAAAAUACAUAACAGAAAACAUACAGGUGAAAAACCAUUCAGUUGCGAAUUUUGUGACUACAAAUGUGCUACUUCAAACAAUUUAAAAAAACAUUUCAGAACACAUACAGGUGAGAAACCAUUCAGUUGUGACCUUUGUAACUUCAAAUGUGCUACUUCAGGCCAAUUGAGAAUACAUAUCAGAUCACACACUGGUGAAAAACCAUUUAGUUGCGAAUUUUGUGACUACAAAUGUGCUACUUUAAACAAUUUAAAAAAACAUUUCAGAACACAUACAGGUGAAAAACCAUUCAGUUGUGACCUUUGUGACUUUAAAUGUGCUACUUCAAACAAUUUGAAAAUACAUAUGAGAAGACACACUGGAGAAAAGCCUUUUAGUUGUGAGAUGUGUGACUAUAAAUGCAGUCUGAAAUCUAGCUUGAAAUUACAUUUCAGAACACAUACAGGUGAAAAACCAUUUAGUUGUGACCUUUGUAACUUCAAAUGUGCUACUUCAGGCCAAUUGAGAAUACAUAUCAGAUCACACACUGGUGAAAAACCAUUUAGUUGCGAAUUUUGUGACUUUAAAUGUGCUACUUCAGGAAUUUGAAAGUACAUAUUCGAACACAUACAGGUUAAGAACCUUUUAGUUUCGAAUUUUGUGACCAUAAAUGUUCUCGUUCAAAUGAUUUGAAGAAACAAAUCUGAAAACACAUUGGGGGAAAGCCUAUGAAGAAAAAAUUGUGAGAUUUUUAUUUAUAAAAUAUGAUAAAUUCCACUUAGUUUAAGAAGACCCAUAGCACUUUAUACAAAACAAAAUAGCACUUUACAGGAAUAAACCAUAAAUUAAUGUAAAACUGGAAUUAUGACUUUGAUUUGAUACACUAGAAUUAUGAAUUAUGUGACUUUUAAUGUGCUGAUUUAUAUACUUUGAAGGCACAUAAUAAAGUCCAUAGAGUUGAAAAAUAAUUGAAUAAGUAGUCUUAUUAGUUGUAUUGACAUUUUUUGUUCCUCAAUCGAUCAAGAUAAAUGAUUGGAGUCAGUUGCUCGUUUGUGAAAUUAUAUAAUCUAUUGUAACUUAAUUCAGUAAAUUCCAACUGAAUAGAAGAUUUAAAAUUUUGUGUACUGACGAGGAUGACAUGAAGGUUAGCACUUAGCAGAUCGAAACAUCAAUUGGGAAUAAUAAGUGCAAUUGCAUGCAAGUUGAGUCUAUGUCUUUCUCCAUCUUCCAGAUACUUUCCUCUCCUUAUAUUUACUUAUCCAGAAAUAUUAAUUUGCAGCAAUCAAAGCAACAAGUUGGUGAGUUUCUAAUGAUUUUUUCUUGAAACUUGGUCUUGCAUGGAGCUUUCCCACUCUCGUUAUGUAAAGAAUAUUCAUGCCUUUUCAAUUGUAAAUUCGUAAAAUUAGAUGCAAUCCACAUUAAUUGCAAUUACAUAUAGUAUUUGUCUUCUAUGGGAGAACAUAGGUACGGUACCUGAUAUUCUUCAAGACACCAAUGAGCCUCAGAACUGUCAUAUAUCAGCCAAGUCCGCCAGUUUAUAGUGUUCUUGAGGAAUCAUGUUUAAUCUGAAUAGUCAUUAUCAGACUCACUGUCAUAUUUAAAAUGUUUAGUUGUAGACUGCUAGUAAAUCGAUAAUUAUCCAUUCAAUCCCACAACACAGAGAGAUUGUCUUGUUGGGAGAUUCAUACAUGAUUCAAGGUUCAUCUGAUUUAUAAAAUUAAUUGUUAGCCCAUUAAAUUUAAGCAUUGAGUAAUUAUUAGACUCAUAGUCAUGUGUAAUGUGUUCAGUUAUGAAUGUAGCCUAUAGCAGUCUCCUCAAAUGUGAAAAGAUCCAUUCUGAUGAUCCUAUCUUCAUGACAAUCAAAUUUUUAUUAAAUGAUCACCUCUUCAACAACAAAACGACAAUAUUUUCUUUGCAAAACCCUUUGAACUGCUAUGCUUCAUAUUAUGAUGUUAUUGUUGUUAAUAUGGCUGUGUUGAUUACCUCAAAAAGCCUCCUGGCUUUGGUGAUUAAUAAUGUGUGUAAUAUUAUAGAUUUUAUUAUUUAUUGAGAAUAAUAUGGGAUACAACUUGAGAGGGACUAGUUGAUUUUAUUUUAUGGACAGAGGUAUAUUCUUUUGGGGUAAAACCUAUCUGGAUGGGGGCAUGGAACGGCCAAGAGAGAACAAUAACCCUCCUUCAACGCCGGUGAAAUGGGAAACAAUAACUGUCAACCCAUGUCAAUUCUCAAGCAAUAGAUCUUUUAAUGCCCCCAUCCAGAUAGGUUUAGAGCAGAAAAUGUAUUUUCAAAACCUACUGUAAAAUCCAACACUCUGGUCCGCAACUUACAACUCGACAUGAUAAUCGUUUAAAAAAUAUCAACUAGCACUAAUAAGAAAUUAGUUAUUUGAUAAUAUUAGAAUAGGCUCAAAUAAUAUUACAAUAGGCUUUGUGUUCCAUAAUGAUGGAAUUCAACUAUUUUUCUAAAUUUAAUAAGAAUGACUUGAAAAUUCUGUUUUGAAACAAUAUGUACAUCUCUGAUAACCUGAUACGAGUUAUAAAAUCGUCAUAAUCAUACUAAAAUCAUUUAUUGCGUGAAACACACAAUUUAAUUGCAGGGAUUUUACUACACUGUUAUAUGCCUUUACAGCUUAGAUCUUUGUCGCAUCUUGAUAAGCUCUGCAUGAACUCCAUGUUAUACCAAAAGCUACAGAGUAUAGACGACUGUCUAAUAGUUGGAAAUUAUAACUUUGAUGGACCUGUAUAGAACACGGAAAUGGGAACCCCUGAGUAAAAGUCUAAGUGUGGAAUAAUGUCACUAAACUUAACAGGAUGGGGGCAUACGCUUCAUUGCACAAGGGUCGAAAAUGUGCUAAAAUUACCUGCCAAAGGGUCUCACAGUUGUAUUGUUCUCGCUUGACCGUCCCAUGCCCCCAUUGAGAUAGGUUUUACCCUU
This is a messenger RNA of Nilaparvata lugens (brown planthopper), 4547 nucleotides long. Its product is annotated as gastrula zinc finger protein XlCGF57.1-like. The coding region runs from base 474 to 2222 and encodes 582 amino acids. Gene Ontology annotation, biological process: regulation of DNA-templated transcription. The transcript has 2 exons. The record is from RefSeq and is a predicted model, not a curated record. NCBI's taxonomy places the organism in Eukaryota, Metazoa, Arthropoda, Insecta, Hemiptera, Delphacidae. Gene Ontology annotation, molecular function: RNA polymerase II cis-regulatory region sequence-specific DNA binding; DNA-binding transcription factor activity, RNA polymerase II-specific.